This is a messenger RNA of Owenia fusiformis, 796 nucleotides long. The record is from the annotation of a GenBank genome assembly. NCBI's taxonomy places the organism in Eukaryota, Metazoa, Annelida, Polychaeta, Sabellida, Oweniidae.
UUUAUUUCUUGGUUAAAAGCAUUAAAAGUGAGAACAAACUUCGGAUAGGAGUUACAAAAAUUUCAGAAUCUGGGAAACUUCUUUUAGAUUCUUAGUGCAGUACAAUACAGUUUUCAGAUUUUGGAUGCUCUUUCAAUAAGGUUAUGGGAGCUGAAAGGGAUACUUUAUAUAAGGAUCUGCACACAUUUUAAAUGCAGACUCAAAAAUCUCUUAAUCGGCAGAAAAGCAUGCCAUCAGUUAUUGUCACGCACGUACCAACAUCUCAGAAAAUGGCAUGUCAGCACCAUCUAUUUGACCAAUAUGAUGGUCGAUAUCCAUCACAAUCUCAUGCUGUUCGAGUUCAGCAACAGUUGUUACGACCUCGUAGUUCAUCCUUGGAGCCUCAUGGAUACUCCGAGCCUCCCCCGGAAUCUAAUCCAAGUUUGUACAAUACGAUUCACUCCUUUCAUCCUGGCCCGAAUCUUGCCGUGAACCAUUAUCUAACUUUAAACCGAGUGCGAACUAAUAGUCACAGUGACUCGGACACUGGAUAUAAUCCAUAUAGUACGAUCCAUGAAUUAAAAAAUCUUGAUUCUGUUGUUGACCAGAAUUUUAAUCGGAGGUCGCGUUAUGAUUCUCUGGAUUAUGAAACUGAUACUAGUGGCUCUACCUAUAGUCCCUACAGUACGAUAUCAUCAAUACCGGAAUGGAGGUUCCCAGAUGCGAAUGGGGAAUAUCCCAUAAUGCAUCAUUUUCCUGCUGAAUCAAAUUCUAGUGAUCCCGGUGAUGAACUUAAAUCGGCUACAUUGGCAAAAAU